This is a messenger RNA of Adineta ricciae, 1062 nucleotides long. NCBI's taxonomy places the organism in Eukaryota, Metazoa, Rotifera, Eurotatoria, Adinetida, Adinetidae. The record is from the annotation of a GenBank genome assembly.
AUGCUUCACGGUUUUGGCAUAAAGUCAGAUCAUGCAGUUCAAAUCGAUUCAGUUAGUCAUGUAGUUCAAUUAGUUUUGUAUAAACAAACAACAAUAAUUGAUUUUCCGUGGAAGAGGAUUACCACAAUGUUUUACAAUUCAGUAGCACCAGCUCCACCUGAACCUCCACCACCAUAUACAACGUUAUUUCCUGAUCGUCAUCAAUCUCCAGAUCUCGCUCCACCAGAGCCUAGAAAUUUACAUCCAACAAGACAUGCGUAUCAUGGUCGAGGAAGAUUUUUGUCAUUAGUGGUGAUAAUAGCACUUUCCAUUGCACUAGGAAUUAUGAGAUCAUCAAAUUCAAGUGCAGCAAUGACUAUGACUCUUACAGGUUUCGGAAAUACGACAACAAUCACGACGACCACAACUACGACGACAACAACAACCACGACGACCACAACUACGACGACAACAACAACCACGACGACCACCACCACAGUCACGAUCGAAAAAUGUUUCGACGGCAAUUCUACUGUAACAAAAAGUGAUGGUGCACGAGUUCGCAUACAAGAUCUCAAAGAAGGAGAUGAAGUAUUCGUUGCUUAUCAACCUACAAAUAAUAUUAUUGAAGUAAAAACUAUUAAAAUAAUAGCUUCGGAUAUUUAUCAAAAAUACAAUAAUUCUUCACCGGUUCAUAACCUGAAAAUCCAUGUUGAAGGAAACGGUCAGAGAAAUCCAAUAUAUAUAACUCCAACACAUUCACUUCUUGUUCGAAAAAGCUCUCACGGAACCAAAAGUUAUAUUUUCGCCUCGCAGCUAGAACUCAAUGAUUAUCUUUAUUUAACUACAAAUAAUUACCAAGUAAUUAACGAAGUGAAAGUUAUUAAAAUUAAUGAAAUCGAAUUAUUUGAUGCAUAUGCACCAUUAACUUUUGAAGGGAAUAUUAUUGUUAAUGAUGUUAUUGUAUCUUGUUACGGAUCAUUUUCUCAUGACAUUGCGCAUUUGAUAAAAAUGCCUCGACGAUUUUGGCUUCGUUUUUAUAUUUCUAUAGAGCAUCUUUUACUAGAUAUGGUAAUUGUCUGA